AUGAAGUUGAAUCUCUUCAAGAAUAUCGCGAAAAAGCCAUCUUCAAUAGUGGCAAUGGCUUCAAACAACAGCACAAUUGUGGUAUUCAGAAAGAACAAAACAAUCGAGUUGGUAGACUCUCGAACACUCGGAACAUAUGUCACGAUGGGAUUCGAGUACAAGGUUGUGUCCAGUAAGUUUAUCGAUCAGUAUGUUGUAGUAUGUGGGACUAAAUGUGAGAAGCUCGUUUUUUUCAAUAUUCACACGCUUGAGGCAACAUGCUCAGAUAUCAAUGGAUUUCCACUUGCAAUUGAUGUCAGGCAAGUAUCGGUUGAUUGCAAAUGGGGUUCUGUGUACUAUUCAAUUGGCCGGACAGUGUAUGAAUGGAAAGACUACGAAUCGAAUGUUUUUUAUCAUGGAGCAGCUGAAACAACUGCAAUAUUUGCUGCAAAUAAUGGAUUACUAAUCUUGGGUGAUGUGAAAGGACGAAUCAGGGCUCUAAAAGGUAAGAAAGAAGUUUGUGAAAUACGCACAUCUCGCAAAAGAAUAAAUAUGAUAUGCCAUGUAUCUGGAAACUCAUAUGCAUGUGUGAGUGACGAUGGAAGCUUUUCAUACUUCGAUGUGGAGCUUGGUAUUGUUCUUCAGACAUCUGCAGUAAGGCAAAGCCCACUCAAUGUAUGUGCAUAUGUUAAUGACAAGCUUCACUUUUGUGGCGCAGAUUCGCGAGUGAUAGCAUUCUCAAGGACUGGGAUGAAGUUUAUCAAGUCUUAUCAAAUAGACACACAUUAUGCUGAAGUCAAGAACAUUCUUGUGGAUAACGACAGAAUAGUCACGUCUGGAAAAGACACAAUACUAAGCAUUAUGUGGCCUACUUCGAACAAGUAUUUGGAUAACAAAGUGUUCCAUAAAGCAGUCGAGCUUGGUGCUUCGAGUAUAGGUAGGGAAUUCUAUAUUAAUUGCAGAUCUUCCAUUGAGUUCUACUUGUUAAAUGAGGGAGGCAAUAACAAGAAUAGAAAAACUAAUAAAACUGGGCUGAAGCAUAACGAAUCAAGUGUGGUUAGCAACAGGAAGAUAACAUUCAAACUUUCUGAAUCAUCAAUGGAAACAAUCGGAUACAGGAGACAGUCUUACAGACAUCCUCUUAGAGUUACUGUUGAUAAAAAUGUACUGUGCUCAAGUGUUUCACCUGAUUUUAAACGCCUCGCAUACUCGAAUUCAAAAGAAACAAGGAUUCUGAACCUAAUUAUUGGUGCUUCGAAAGCAAAAGCAAGUGUAAGGAAAGUCAAAUAUGAACCUGCAAAUAGACUGAUAAUGACAAAUGAAUUUAUGAUACUUCAAAACUAUAAGUACGAGGUUGUUUUAAUAAACAUAAACUCAAGUGAAGUUGUUAGAAGCAUUACAUUUGAUAACUACAAAGAAUGUGUUUAUUUGAUCAGGGAUGUAAUAAUACUGAGCCAUUCUAAAAAAAUUUAUUCUAUUAACGAUGCAAAAGAUAUCUGGACGCUGGAUGUCGAUGGAGACAUAAUUGGAGCAUGCGAAUGCGAUGAAGACACAUUUAUUGUUUUUACUAUGCUUAAUUGUCUCGAUGCAAAAAAGAAGUAUACUGUCUAUAGAGUUGCAUUUGAAGACCACUUUUCUGCUCAGAUCAAGACGUUUGAGAGUUAUGCCUUGAUAACAUCUGUGUCAUACUUGGAUAACAAAAUAGCAUUUACAAAUAACAACUCAAUACAAAUGCUUGAUGAAGAGAUGAGAGAGGAGAAGUAUCCGCUUGGAUCGAUAAUAUAUGGAUGCAUAGGCAUGAAAGAUGAGGCAAUUGCAAUCCAGGAUUCAUGGAGCAACAUAAGACUAAGCUUGCCUGCUGGAGUGUUCAAAGAAAAAUUUUCGAAUAAAUAG
Ordospora colligata OC4 is the source of this 1872-nucleotide messenger RNA. RefSeq lists its product as uncharacterized. Gene Ontology annotation, cellular component: small-subunit processome; t-UTP complex; 90S preribosome. NCBI's taxonomy places the organism in Eukaryota, Fungi, Microsporidia, Ordosporidae. The record is from RefSeq and is a predicted model, not a curated record. Gene Ontology annotation, molecular function: RNA binding; protein binding. Gene Ontology annotation, biological process: maturation of SSU-rRNA from tricistronic rRNA transcript (SSU-rRNA, 5.8S rRNA, LSU-rRNA). The transcript has a single exon. Bases 1 to 1872 code for a protein of 623 amino acids.